This is a messenger RNA of Orbicella faveolata, 1217 nucleotides long. RefSeq lists its product as uncharacterized. Lineage: Eukaryota; Metazoa; Cnidaria; Anthozoa; Scleractinia; Merulinidae. Gene Ontology annotation, molecular function: calcium ion binding. The record is from RefSeq and is a predicted model, not a curated record.
CGAUGAAUGCGCAAACCAUAUUUCAUGUCCGAUGAAGGAAUCUUUCUGUCAAAAUACCGACGGAUCAUUUAAAUGUUUAUGCAGCAAAGGUUAUGAGCCUGUUCAUGACUCCAAAGGCCGACUUCAACGAUGUGAAGACAUCGAUGAAUGUUCACGUCGAAAACUAAACAAAUGUCCAAACAUCACCAGUUGUGUCAACCAGGAAGGCGGUUACACUUGCAAAUGUGCUCCAGGAUACGAACGCGACAAACGAAGUCACGCGACAGGCCCGAAAAUUAAGUGUAAAGAUAUUGAUGAGUGCUCAAGUAAUAGCAAGGCGUGUCACGAGAAAGCCUCGUGCUCCAACGGAAUUGGUUCUUACAAGUGUACGUGUAACCAUGGAUACGGUGGAGAUGGUCGGACAUUUUGCUUUCGCUUAGAAACAUGCUCAGAUGACAAAGACUGCAAGCAGAACCAAUUUUGCAAAGACUUCAAAGGGACACAUCUGUGUGACUGCACGGAGGGAUUUCAUUUCAAGGCCAAGCAAUGUGUCGAUAAGAAUGAAUGCGAAUUAGAUAAAAAAAUCUGCGGUUUAAACUCAGCGUGCACCAACACGAUCGGAUCAUUCAAGUGCAACUGUAUUGAUGGUUACGAGAGUAAAGAUAAUGAUGGAAAGAACUGCUAUGAUACUGAUGAAUGCAGCGGAAAGAGGCAGCGUUGUGGAGGCGAGGCAGUGUGUAACAAUACCAUAGGAUCAUUCCAGUGUAUUUGCCCAAAAGCCGGUUUUACCUUCGAUGGCAGAGAGAAGGAAUGUUAUGGCAAGUGUAACACACUAGUCCGUACAAAAAUUAACUGGCGCAGAUCAGAUUCUUAAAUUAUUACAAUCAUAGUAAAUCGUGCUAAUUUUUGUACCAAGUCUUAAAAUUCUGGAUAUUUUGUCAUAUAAAGAGCGUGGUCACAUAGCUACAACGUUUCUCGUGUCGAUCGCAUUUCCGAUCAAAGAAAAAUGGCCAGGGAAGAUGCUCAAUAGAAAGAAAUCCAUGGAAGUGCCAAAGGCCGGUGGUGCAAGAAAAUCUGAGUGCAAAGUUUUUGUAACGAAAUGAUGAGUCCAUGACCGAGCUCAAACUAAAAUUGUGAAUUAUCAGUUAUAUUGUCUUUACAACAAUUUACAAAGAUAUACUAUUUCAGAAUAAUCACAGUCGCCAAGUUAUUAACAGCUUCAUCCGUCUACUCCAGCU